UCAGAAGGCAUGGGAUAACAUUAGUGUUGAAGUUCUCGGGAAAUAUAUUGACACUUUGCCAGAGAGAUGUGCUGCUGUAAUUGCUGCAAAAGGUGGACAUAUCAAAUAUUAAAGUUAAAAGUGGAUAAAAACAGUAGGAUUCACUUAAUCUGAUAUGUGUUGUGCUCAGAGCAAGCAUCUGCAUGUUUCGUGAACAUUAUGAAAUUAGAUCAUGUUUUGGAGGCAAAAAAAAGGUCAAUAUUUUCAGAUCUAUCAGGUGUUCUAAUAAUGUUGGCCACCACUGUAAUUCAAUUAAGGUCUUUUUGCAUUGGGUUGGUUGCCCUGAUGACACCAGGCAUUGACAUUGAAGAAUUAUGGAAAUACAAUUUUUAUCAAAGUGCCCUCACUGAUUUGUCAUUUUUCUUUUUUAGGAGCAAGACCAGGAGCAUGAAGGCAUGCAAGAAGAGCUAGAAAAUGACAAAGUAGCCGGGUCUUGUAAGUCAGAGCCCCUUAAAGAAGAGCACCCAUCUGAAGAGGAGCAAGCUUCCGUCGAGGACGGUCAGAACAACGUUCCUGAGGAAGACAAUGCGUGCGACCUCGUUAGAGCCGAUGAGGCCGUCGAUAUGGAGCCAGAAAUGUCCACGGCAUCUCGCGAUCUCGAAAAGGAUGUGGCCAUGUCUAACAAGGCCGUAUUGCAAGGUGAGGACGAGCAAGUCGUUCGCGAAGAAGACAUGGACGCUCAAACUGAAACUGAAAGCACUCAGGCUAGUGCUGUUGAGAAGGGCUCAAACGACAUUGAGGGCACUGUUGAUUCAGAAACGGGCUCUAAAGCCGAGAGCGAGAAAGCGAACGCGAAGACAGAAGAGUCUGCUGCAGAGGCAACGGCACUGAAAGAGUCCUCUUCUGUUGAGGGUGAUGAUCAGAAAAAGAGUUCUGAUGAUGAAAAAGCUAGCAAGCCCGAGUCUAAGGAUGAAAAAGCCCCAGCAGGUAGUGGGAGAAACCUGUGGGUUAGCGGCCUAUCUUCUACCACCAGAGCGACAGAUCUGAAGAACUUGUUCAGCAAAAAUGGCAAGGUCGUUGGUGCUAAAGUGGUAACCAAUGCCAAAAGCCCAGGUGCUCGCUGCUAUGGCUUUGUCACGAUGAGCUCCACAGACGAGGCGACCAAGUGCAUCAGCCACCUGCACAGGACAGAGCUGCAUGGGCGAAUGAUCUCGGUGGAAAGAGCCAAGAAUGAGCCUGCCGGUAAGAAACCAGCUGAUAAAAAUGACACAAAGAAGUCUGGUAGCGAGCGCCGUCAUUCUUCAGACUCCAAGUCUGAAAAGACUGACGUUAAGGAGGAGAAGGUAGAGGGGUCUGAGGAAUGCACAGACGCAGACGCAAAAGGGCGGGAUGAAAGGACAGUGGUCAUGGACAAAUCCAAAGGAGAGCCUGUCAUCAGCGUGAAAACUAAGAGCAAAGAGAGGAGCUCCAAGAGCCGCGACCGCAAGUCCCCCAGCAAGGAGAGGAAAGACAUCCUGUCCUUCGACCAGAUCAAAGAGCAGCGUGAGCGAGAGCGCCAGAGGCAGCGCGAGCGCGAGAUAAGGGAGGUGGACAGGCGCAGGCAAUCUGGGUAUGACAAACAUGACCCUGUCUCUGAGAACAGCGACCGUGACCGUGACAGCCGAGCGGAGCGCGAGCGCAUCCGCUUGUUCCGUGAGCGGGAGGAGAAGGAACGCCUGUUGCGGAAGCGCAACUGGCUGGAGGUGGAGAAGCAGCGGCUGGACGCCGACCGCAUGGAGCGGGAGUUCCUGGAGCGCGAGCGGGUGCGCGUGGAGUACGAGCGUCGGCGCGAGCAGGAGCGUAUCCACCGCGAGCGCGACGAGCUCCGCAGGCAGCAGGAGCAGCUGCGCUUCGAGCAGGACCGCCGGCCCCUCAAGCGCCACGCGUACGACAUGGAUGGCAGGGUUCCUUCCAGGAAAGAGGAGUGGCCCGAGAAACGAAUGGCCAUGGAUGACCGGUACGGACGCUCGGAUUUCGGACGGCAGGACCGUUACCAGGACUUCGACCACAGGGAACGUGGCGGUCGCUACCAGGAUGACGCGCUCGGUGACAGGAGGGAGACUCCCCGACCCGUUGCGGGUGAGCGAGAUGGACAGCACUUCUCAGACCGUGACAGACACGGCAGAGACUCCCGUGAAUCAUGGACUGGUGGAUAUGAGAAGCGUGGUGGCGGCAUAACCCCAAGAGAUGGCCGAGAUUGGGAGGCCGGACGCAAAUUGGAUGGUGACAGAAGUUGGCCAGGUGGAGAGCGAAGCCUGCCUGCUCAGACCCACAUGGCCAGAGGAGGAAUGGCCAGUCGUGGUGGAUAUAUACCAACGGGAACGUCACAGUCAAUGUCUGGAGCGUUAAAUCGGCCAAAUCAGAUGAUGCAGGGCGGCAGUGGGAUACAAGGAGGAGCAUUUGGUCGCCGAUAUUAAUUGCCAUCACUCACUUUGGUUUUUUCUUUUGAGUAUCGUGAUGCUUGGCAGCUUGUACAUUGCUUAUGCAGGCUUUGUAAAUUGAAGAUAAGCCUUUUUUUAAAAACAAAAUUUGUCUUUCUCUUAAACAAGGAAGCCCCCACAAACACGAAUGUCUACCUGAGUUUUUAAUGUUGCUGUUUUUCCUUAUUUUUUUAUUUAUUUUGUUGUUUUUUUUGUUUUGUUUUUGUUUUUUUUGUAAACAACUUUCAUUCCAGUUGUCUUAUUUUUCUCUUGAGUGUUGGGGUGACAAGUGUGAUGUGAAAGUGUGACAAGAGACACUCAGGAAUGAUCUGGAACCCUGUUGUCAGCAUUGUGGAUUGUGUGUGUCACUCGUGUUAUGGAUGCGUUUUAAAUAAUAAUAAAUUCAGAAACUUA
Messenger RNA from Clupea harengus (Atlantic herring), 2852 nucleotides. RefSeq names its product scaffold attachment factor B2-like (gene safb). The transcript is spliced from 16 exons. Gene Ontology annotation, biological process: regulation of transcription by RNA polymerase II; regulation of mRNA processing. Gene Ontology annotation, molecular function: sequence-specific DNA binding; RNA binding. Gene Ontology annotation, cellular component: nucleus. The record is from RefSeq and is a predicted model, not a curated record. Bases 435 to 2435 code for a protein of 666 amino acids. NCBI's taxonomy places the organism in Eukaryota, Metazoa, Chordata, Actinopteri, Clupeiformes, Clupeidae.